AUGUACAGGGUAUUCUCCAGUCCGGCAGCACGGCAUGACGCUAUCCAGCAAGUCUUUGAUGAAGUGGAUGAUAAUGUUCAUUCAGACGAACUUCUCCAGAAGCUGUUUGAGAGUGGGGAAAUAGAAGAUAGUGUUAAUUUUAGUGAAAAGGAUGGAGAAGAAGAAUUUAUCAAUAAUCUCCGGAAUAAUCUCACCAAACCUAUGUCUAAAAUUGAUGCCUUCAUUGAAUAUGUGCUGAAAAAGAUUAACGAGCAAUGGAUGACUUUACUCUAUGCCGUAUUCCCCUUCCACCAAGUUCAGACUCUUGUCCUUAUAUGUCUCGUCCAGUUCAUAAGCGUUUCUUACAUGUUACAAGCGAUCCCCGUAGCUGCAGCAUUCAUAUCAUUUCUUGCUAUGGCUUACUUCACUCUCAAGAUGUUUCAUAAUAAGAGAAAUUCCUCCACGAAACAACGCCUGAAGGAUGCCGUAAGAAGUCUGUUAGGGCCAUCAGAACAGGAAGGAACUAUCGAUAACGGUGUCGAUCUGUUAUUCCAAACGAAUAAUAACUGGGAACCAUAUCUUAACUUCUUCAUAUCGUUGUCUGUUUUUAUUCUUUCGGUCGGAGCAGCCGAGAAGUAUCUUCCUCACUGCAGCAUUUUUUUCGUCUCUUCCUUAUUCUUCGCCAUCACCACUUUCACAAGUCUUACGGACACGACUGACAAAUAUGCCCUUUUUGCUAUGAUUGCCAAUUUGCUUUCCUGUUUACCUAUUUUGUUGUCUCGAAUGCAUUACUCUAUUGGAUCUUGGCGUAUAUGGAAGCCGAUUAUUCAAUUCCGAAUAAGUUACUUCAAUGUAGUUCUAGGAAUUCCUUCAUUCUGUUUGCUCUCCAUUCCUAUUUUAUACUCUAUCAUAAUCUUGAGAAAAGGGACGUGGAAAGAAUCGUGGCAACUCAUUGUUCCUCACAUUGUGUGCAUCAGCUGGUCUGAUGUGGCCAUGACUGUUCUCAUGAUAGGCUGGAAAAAUUUUGGAAUUUUUGAUGUCCUUUUUGUGUUAGGAGCAGCCUUCCUCUUUCUCUAUCCUUCUUAUUCUUUAACAGCCGGAGCCCUCUUAUCCGCGUUCCUCGUGACCCAGUUCACUCGUGCGAUUGAUUUCGUUUUCAUAAUCAAAGCACUUCUCACUGUUCUGCUGUUGUUUUCUCCGUUCAUUCUUUCGCGGCUAUGGAAAUGUAUUCCUUCUCUCGACAAAUUCAAAAACGAAUCUCGUACUGGAAAAUGGAUUUUAGCAUUCAUAUAUCUAUCUUCACUCUUGAUGGCAAUUUCGUUCCUGUACGAAGGACAACUGAAUUUCGAUCCGUCUGCAGAUGUAACUAAUAUGACCUGGGUUCAAUACGACAAACAUUGUUCAUCUGCUUCUGCGAAUAAUGUGAAGCAUCAAAUUGAAUGUAGUCAAUUGAAAGGAACUGCCAUUAACUGGAAGGGAACUAUCCAGUCUGUGAGGGUUGUGAAUAUUGACAACUCUUUCGAGACUUUGUUGGGGUAUCUACCUGAAAGUCUUAGUCAAACGCUUAGAUGUUUCUAUGACAGUAAUAGAACUGAUGCAUAUGUAUCAGGAGGAGUUAGACCAAAUAUGUGCUCUCUGACUGAGCACAACGUUUACACCUUUGAAGUAGAUGUAUCUGGUCCUUACGGGGAAAGAUCUUUAUCGAGUAGCAAAGGCCAAGUUGUGCUUCUGGCAAGUCAUGUGUUCUUCGAGCAGUUGAAAUUGGUUGAUGAAGGGGACGUAGUAAGAUUCGUGGGAUUUUUCGACCAAUAUCCUAUCUUCCGCUAUCCACCUAAGCUCAAGCUACUGCAACUGGAGUGUCUCAACUGUAAACAGUUUAACAAACACAAUAAUCGUCAACAUAGAAUUACAAAUUCGAAAUUGAGAAAAUCUGGUAUUUGGCACAAAAUAUUUGAUUCAUUUAGAUUCUGCUUUAACUUUGUAUUUGCUCCAGUUGUGGUAAUCAAGUAA
Molecule: messenger RNA, 1989 nt
Organism: Auanema sp. JU1783
Lineage: Eukaryota; Metazoa; Nematoda; Chromadorea; Rhabditida; Rhabditidae
Source: the annotation of a GenBank genome assembly